Messenger RNA from Spodoptera frugiperda (fall armyworm), 2108 nucleotides. Its product is annotated as odorant receptor 4. Gene Ontology annotation, cellular component: plasma membrane. Gene Ontology annotation, biological process: detection of chemical stimulus involved in sensory perception of smell; sensory perception of smell. The record is from RefSeq and is a predicted model, not a curated record. Bases 328 to 1308 code for a protein of 326 amino acids. NCBI's taxonomy places the organism in Eukaryota, Metazoa, Arthropoda, Insecta, Lepidoptera, Noctuidae. The transcript is spliced from 8 exons. Gene Ontology annotation, molecular function: olfactory receptor activity; odorant binding.
UGGCCACCGCAGCUCGCUUCUAUCACGUGUUUGCACUGGCAGCCACCUCUACCUAUGUCUUGCAACAACUUAUUUACGCUUACCAGGCCAGUCCCUUUAUUAUUUUUGACGCAUCAAAGUGUUCUUUUGUAGCCUACUUACAACAUAAAUUGUUGCACUGUUGCACUAUUGUCCCCGUUCCCCUGAGAUUCCGGGAUAAAAACUAUCCUACAUCCUUCCUUGAAUCUCAAAUUACAUUUGUGCCAAAGUGAGCUAACUUUCUUAGUUUUACUUAGACUGGUUUUACUGUGUAGCGAAUUACAUUUUCCGUGGCAGGAAAGAAACGACAUGGACAAGCUGUCGCAAGUGAUGUUUGUGUUGCUGUGCCACGUCACAUGCGUCGCCAAGCAAGUCGCCUUCCACGUGGACGCGGGCCGGAUUGAUCAACUCAUCGCGAGGCUGGACGAGCCGCUGCUGAACCAGUGCGGCGGGCCGCGCGGCGCGCUGCUGCACGGCACGGCGCGGCGCGCGGCGCGACUGCUGCGCGUGUACUCCGGCUGCGCGGUGGCCACCUGCGUGCUAUGGAUAGUGUUCCCUGUACUUUACAGGAUACGGGGUAUCGCAUUCGAGUUCCCCUUCUGGGCAGGCAUUUCUUACGAUCAUAAUCUUGUGUUCGGCGCAGUGUUGCUGUACUCCUUCUAUACAACCAAUUUAGUAGCGAUCGGUAACACCACAAUGGAUGCGUUCAUGGCCACAAUCCUGGAUCAGUGCAAAACUCAACUUAGAAUUUUGAGGAUGAACUUCGAGACGCUGCCGGAGCGGGCGCGCGCGCUGCAGCGGGCGGGCGGCGGCGCGUACGACGCGAGCCUGCAGCGGCUGUUCGUGGACUGCCUGCUGCACUACAACAUCAUCACCGAUACCUGCACAAUCCUGCACGACGUGUUCGCCCUGCCGCUACUCAUACAGUUCGGAGUGGGCGGCUGGAUCCUGUGCAUGGCCGCCUACAAGAUAGUCAGCCUGAACGUGCUCAGUAUUGAGUUUGCAUCGACCACGUUGUUCAUCAUCUGUAUUCUGAUAGAACUGUUCAUAUUCUGCUACUACGGGAAUGAAGUAACAGUGGAGAGCUCGCGCGUGUCGGAGUCGCUGUACAGCAUGGAGUGGGCGCGCGCGGGCACGGCGUUCCGCCGCUCGCUGGUGCUGGUCAUGGAGCGCGCCAAGCGCCCGCUGCGCCCCGCCGCCGGCCGCGUCAUCCCGCUCUCUCUCGACACAUAUGUCACGAUUCUGAAGUCUUCAUAUAGUUUCUAUGCAGUCCUACGGCAAACCAAAUAAGAAAAAAGCAAAGAUUGGUAAAACUUAACUACUUACUAACUAAUAUUAUACAUAUAUAACUAAUCCUUACUAAUAUUAUAAAUGUUAAAGUAACUCUGUUUGUCUGUCUGUCUGUUACGCUUUCACGCCUAAACCGAUUUUGAUGAAAUUUGGUAUAGAGAUAGAAUAGACCCUGAGAAACAACAUAGGCUUUUUAUUGCAAAAAAAUAAGGGAGAAUGGGUAAAAAGGGGGGAUGAAUGUUCAUAUGGAAAUUCGUCAUUUUAAAGCUGUAACUCUGAAACUUAUUGUAUUUAGACAUUUUAUGAUAAACGAAAGAACAUAGGCUACUUUUUAUUGCAAAAAAUAGGGGAGAAUGGGUAAAAAGGGGGGAUGAAUAUUCAUAUGGAAAUUCAUUAUUGUUACAGCUGUAACAGUGAAACUUUGUAUUUAGACACUUUAUGAUAAACCAAAGAACAUAGGCUAGAAUAAAAAAAUACAUUGUUAAUUGAAGGCGUAGAAUGGUUGAUAGAGGACAUUAAUGUUUGCUUAAAAAUUCGUUAUUUUUGUUAAUACUGUUGCCUGUGGCUUCACUCGCGUUUGAUUCAUACCUACCUAUUUAUUUUAAUCGCCAAUAUCCCUACUACCAUACUAAUUUUAUUAAUGCGGAAGUAACCCUGUAACGGCAGCAUUUUGACCACCAACCACAAAUACAACCACGCGGACGAAGUCGCGGGCAAAAGCUAGUAUUAUAUAUGUCGGAAUCGAGGGUAGAAUAUUGGAACACAAGCGCCCCCUCCUCGGCGCUCGACGGAGUCAAGAA